This is a messenger RNA of Cornus florida, 1997 nucleotides long. RefSeq lists its product as uncharacterized. The transcript has 7 exons. The coding region runs from base 265 to 1797 and encodes 510 amino acids. The record is from RefSeq and is a predicted model, not a curated record. Lineage: Eukaryota; Viridiplantae; Streptophyta; Magnoliopsida; Cornales; Cornaceae. Gene Ontology annotation, molecular function: protein binding.
CUCUUACCUCGAACAGAGCUCCCCUUCUCUUUUCCUUAUAAAACUUCCAUAAUCUAUCAUAACUUCCUCUUCUCUCUCCAACUCUCUCUCUCUCCUCAUGCUCUUAUGCACUUGGAAGAAAGCUGUGCUUAUUAGAAACAUGUAAAAGGAGAAAAGACACAUUGUUGGUGGGGUUAUCUCUCUCCCUGUCUCUCCAUAAAUACAGAGCUCAGACCCUCCUUAUACAAACAUUUUGUUCUUUGAUUUUCUAUCUGUACAACAACAAUGAAGAUGAAUUGGGUCAUUUCACUUCUUAUAUUUCUGGUUUUAUUUGGUGGGUUCUCAUCAGUUUCAGCCACUCCACCUGCAAAAAUUGUUAGUGGGGUCGUUUCAAAUCUUGUGUCGGUGGUUUUUAAAUGGAUGUGGUCAUUAAAACCCAACACAAAAACAGGCUUUGGUUAUUCGGCAGUUUCUAGUCGUUCAAUGAUGAAAUUUGAAGGUGGUUACACUGUUGAGACUGUGUUUGAUGGAAGCAAACUUGGGAUUGAACCUUAUGCAAUUGAGGUGUCCCAAAGUGAUGAACUUCUGGUUUUGGAUUCUGAAAACAGUAAUCUUUACAAGAUCUCUACUCCGUUGUCGCGGUAUAGUCGGCCCAAGCUGAUUGGUGGAUCACCUGAAGGGUACUCUGGGCAUGUGGAUGGGAGGUCAAGAGAAGCACGGAUGAACCACCCGAAAGGGCUUACUGUAGAUGACAGGGGAAACAUCUAUGUCGCGGACACCUUGAACAUGGCAAUCAGGAAGAUCAGUGAUGCAGGGGUUGUCACAAUAGCUGGAGGGAAAUGGGGCCAAGGAGGAGGUCAUGUGGAUGGUCCAAGUGAAGAAGCAAAGUUCUCGAACGAUUUUGAUGUGGUUUAUAUCAGAAGUAGCUGCUCUCUUUUGGUUGUAGACAGAGGAAACCAGGCAAUUCGAGAGAUUCAACUCCAUGAAGACGAUUGUGCCAACCAUUACGAUGGUAAUUUCCAUUUAGGGAUAGCAAUGCUUGUUGCGGCUGCAUUCUUUGGUUACAUGAUGGCCUUGCUGCAACGUAGAAUCGGAGCCAUGUUUUCAUCCCGUAGUGAUCCUAGAACUUCAAUGAAGAAAGGCAUACCACCACCACCAUAUCAAAGGCCUCCGAACUCUGUCAGGCCCCCCAUAAUUCCACCCGAAGAUGAAUAUGAAAACACAGAAGAGGGCUUAUUUAGUUCAUUGGGGAGACUUUUUCUCAACACCGGCUCAACUGUGUUUGAUAUCUUUGGGGGAUUGUUUUCCAGAAAAAAACCGGUCCACCAACAAAUCCAACAGCAAUAUUACCAGCAUCCCACAAAACAAUCAAACACUUGGCCUAUGCAAGAGAGCUUUGUGAUCCCAAAUGAAGAUCAACCCCCACCACUUGAAACCAGAACCCCUACAACAAGAAAAACCUACCCUUUUAUGACCAAGGACCCCGAGAAGACUCGUCCCUUCAAGCAAAGCCGGACUUUUCAUAGCGGUUGGAAUGGCGAUUUCAACCACCAGCAACAGCAGCAGCAGCAGCAGCACUUUCAGCAACAGCAGCAGCAACACCACCAACAGCAUCAUCAGAGGCAUUACUCAUCUGGCCCUCAGACUUGUUACGAGCAGAGCUGCGAAACGAAUGAGAUUGUGUUUGGAGCAGUUCAAGAACAGGAUGGGCGCCGCGAAGCAGUGGUGAUUAAGGCUGUUGAUUAUGGUGAUCCUAUUUAUAAUAAUCAUAAUAUUCGAUCCCGAUAUAAUUACAUGGGUUACUCUUAUGGCUAUUGAUCAUCUGUGCACCUUCAUAUCAUCAAAUUAUAGAGAAGAAUGUAUAUGAGAUAUGAAGAUUAGAAUGUGGAAGAUCAACGUAGAAGCAGAGCAAUGAUGUUCUUCAUUUUUUUUUUUUUUUUUUUCUAGGAGUCAUAGUUUUUCCUCAAUGAAUGGAUGUGUAAGAAGGUAUCUAAAAGUGUAAGAGGAUCUUAUCUCCU